AUGUUGAUUCAUGUUGGACCUUUGGGCUUCAGCAUAUCAUGCCUCCUGCACUCUGGAGUUGCUGGGUAUGCUUUGGAUGUGACGCAUUUUACCUUCCUUACUGACCGUCGGCACACGAGAGUGUGGCGACAUUCCAUGCUAGCAAGGCAGCUGAGUUUGACACUUGGCACGCUCUUUGUACUCCGGGAUGCAGUAUUUGUCCAGGCGGAGCAAACGUGUUCAAAUGAAAAUGAUUUGCCGGCGAACACAUUGGGUAAACUGAUGCAAGUGGAGAGUCUGCGGACCAAGCACCCAGGAACAGGGCAAGUUGUUGCACUUGCUCCUCAGGAGGAACUUCAUGGCGAUGAAACUGUGAAUCAGAAGCUCACCAAGGAUGUGCAGCCUUCACAGGGACCCUUCACAUACAUUUUGGAUAUCCUCGGCACGCAAUCCAUAGGUCAACUCGCCUUUCCACUGGAUGUAAGUGAACUGCCCCAGCUGCCAAUGGCAGAGAUGGGUGGACCCACUGAAGGACUUGGUGGAACUGUGGUUUUCUUCGCGUUGCUUUUCCUUCUUUUGGUUUGUCUAUUGGCCGUUCUCACUUGCUUUGGCGAGAACAUGGAUUCAGAGAUUUCAGAGGUUCAGGCUCACAAAACAUUAGAGACAAAGAGGCUUCGCCAAGCUGCGCCGCAGCCGCAAGGAAACAACUCAUUGUGUUCCACAACAACCACUGCGCUCUCUCAGCAGGUUCCACCUGCUUCAGUCAUUCACACUUGGUCUCAGCCAAGCAGCACUCUUCCAUCAUGGCAGGACUCUGCAGGUGGCCUGCCAGCACAGGCCACUUUGCUGCGACAGCCCAUUCCAGAAGAGGUACAGCACCCGCUAUCGCAGUCACCAGCACAGCCUUUGAGGGUUGCUUCCUCAAGCACUGUCAAGGCAGCCAAUGCGCAGCGACCUUGGGAGUCCGCUUAUUUGCCCCAGGUACCUCCAGCUGCGCCCAAAUCACAGGCCCAUCCAACCUCUCAGGAUGGUGCAGAGGAGAACGCUGCGCAUUUGCCGCCAAUGCUUACAGCCUUCCCUCCGUUUUGGGGAGGAGGCCCAUCGCCAUGUGCCGAUGAGACGCCUGAUGAGAUCUCCGUUCCGGAAGGGCAAGAGCCACCAAGCGGCUUGCCACUAUUUCCAGAUCAAGAGGCAGAUACUUCUUUGCCGCCUUUCGCGUUUCCAAAUUUGGGGGCAUCAGAGGUGCCGGAAAGCGGGCCACUUGCAAGCGAUUACCUAGCUUUUCAGCCCACUUUCGAUCCGCCCUUCGACCCCACCUCGGAGACCUUAUGCCAUUGGAUGAUGGUAGAUCCCAGCAGCGAGUGUGCCAUGGCAGUGCCGAUUGCCGACCAGGACUUACCAGCUGUUUCAAUGAGCAUUUUGGCGCUUGAUCAGCGCCCAGUACUAAAGGCGGAGGUCUACAGGGGGCAAGAGUGUGAAGCCCUGCCGGGCUUCAGCCCAAUGAUUGGCGACUUUUGGCCUCCUGAAAAUGUUUGUCUCAGUAGCAUGGAAAGGGGCACCCAAAGACCAAGCGUAGUCUUGACCUCGUUGCCAAUGGAAAUACAGAGGUCAGAUGAAGGUGACAAAGAAAAUGUUGCGGAGAAUGCAGAGGCUGCAGAGGAAGAUAUUCAAAUCCUGUCUGCCUGUUACUUGGUACGUGCCGAUGAGCAAAGUUUGGAGUUUGAUAUCUACAAUGGCAAUGGUGAGUUCUUUGGUCGCAUGGGCCGAGAUCACAGCAGGUCGUGCCGUUUCAUGAUGAGAGGUGGCAAUUUUGGAGAGGUCAGAUACUUCGUUGAUGGUGUCUUCGAAGAUCAUGCAGUGCUUUUCACUGAUAUGUGCCAGGAUACCUUGGCUGAUGGCGAGCCCUUUGAAGUAUCAGACCUGCCUUUUCCUGAACAACUGGCCCAAAACUUGCUGCAAGACGCUUGUUGUUUUGCUCAACUCGAUCCGCCAAGCAUGCCUGAAGGCGACAAAGUGUUGCUCAAAUCUUCCCAGGGCGAGAUCUUUGAGGUUGAGCCAGAGGUGGCCUGCAUGUCAACGCUUGUGAGAAAUAUGGUGGACGAUAGUGGAACUGAUGAAGAGAUCCCGCUGCCAAAUGUCAAGACGGCGAUCCUGAGCAAGGUAAUUGACUACUGCAAGUACCACAAGGACAGUCCACCAGAGGAAAUUCAGAAGCCUUUGAAGAGCACCAACUUGGUUGAGUGCGGUGUGUCGGAAUGGGACAAUGAAUACGUUAACAUCGAGCAAGAGGUGCUCUUUGAACUCAUUCUUGCAGCAAACUACUUGGACAUCAAGAGCCUUCUGGACUUGACUUGUGCUAAGGUAGCCUCUAUGAUCAAGGGCAAGAAUACUGAGGAAAUUCGAAAGCAGUUCAACAUUGUGAACGAUUUCACUCCCGAGGAGGAGGCGCAGGUCAGGGAGGAAAAUCGCUGGUGUGAAGAUGCUUGAGGGCUGCGCCGGUCAGGGAGCAGAAAGGACAGGUACGGUAUACAGGCUACGGCGUGGAAACAAGAUGAAAUAAAUACUCAAUACUCAUGCCAUCUCAUGCCAGGUACUGGUCCAUUUCGGUGCAGGAAGGCCAUAGCAAGGCAAAAGGGUCACCUGGGUCAUUGCACAUCUCACAAAUGGAUUGCAGGAGGCAAAAGCCCAGAAGCAAUUUCAAAUUCGCUGGUGUGAAGAUGCGUGUUUGCAGCAGGAUGCCGAACGGCUGCACGUUUUGAUCUGUGGACCACUGACUACUGAUACCAUUGUACCAAUGGAGGAUGAAAAA
Molecule: messenger RNA, 2788 nt
Organism: Cladocopium goreaui
Lineage: Eukaryota; Dinophyceae; Suessiales; Symbiodiniaceae
Source: the annotation of a GenBank genome assembly